Messenger RNA from Aureobasidium musti, 1074 nucleotides. Lineage: Eukaryota; Fungi; Ascomycota; Dothideomycetes; Dothideales; Saccotheciaceae. The record is from the annotation of a GenBank genome assembly.
AUGGCCACGAAAUACAAGUUCACCAAGGAAGAAUGUCAUACAGUCCACUCCGAUACAAUGCUGCGUCGUAUGCUCUCAAUGACAGCAGUGUUACCUACGUCCGCAGAUUCUGGCUCGCGAGUCUCAGGCCACACCCAAAUCGGAAAAGGACAAUGUGGUAAAACUUACACGUUGCUACGUAAUGUCGACCAAGUCUACAAAACGCCAAACUCGCUAGAAAAGAUACCUGAGCUGCAACGCGACUUUCUGUUCCACACCGCUGUUAGUGAGGCUUUCAACAAUGCUCCAGAGGCUUUGUCAAGCAAAGCGCUGGUCCCUAGAUUGCAUGGCUACAAGUCUCAGUCUGUUGAGGGUGAUUUGAUAGCCUACGAGAUACAAAGGCACAGUCGCGGGCAGAUAGAUCCCAUGGCGUACAGGAGUCACAGACUAAUGUCAGAACGCAUAUAUCCGCUGCAUGACCCCAUACCAACGGCUCUGUUAGAGUCUUUGAUACCUGAGAUAACACCGAUUCAGAGAGAAACAUGCUUGAACAACCCUACAAACAACAAUUGUCUAGUCCGCUUGUAUCUUGGAUGUCGAGGUGGGAGUAGGAGCAAGAUAAACCCCGAGAUGAUGAGUCUCCGCAACUUCCCUCUGCAUGUCGAUGAGAUGGAGCGACUGUGCUUGCCAAUCACCGCUUACAUAACGACAAUUGCACAAUCUCUGGCUCUCAUGCACUGGAAAGCUGGGAUCGAUGCCAAUGAUGUCGAGUUCGUGUUUGGCAGCUCACGUAACGACAGCAACAGCGAAGGCCACACCGUCUCUAUUUGGCUACUGGACUUUAACCAAUGUCAAAAAUUCAGCCACGAUCAAGCUGGACUAAAGCAGUUGGUGGAUGGCUUCUGGUGGAAUGACCCUUACUAUCCUCGGCCUGGUUCUUCGAACUCACAAGAUAAGGUGUGGUGGACUACAUUCCUGAGCAAGUACCUGGAUGCAAGUGCUUUGCUGACCGACAGCAAGAUGCCGAGAGAGUUUAUUCAGGCAGUUGAAGCAGAAGGUGAGCGUCGGCGAGUGAGGCCUUCGCUGUUUGGGUAG